Durio zibethinus is the source of this 1621-nucleotide messenger RNA. NCBI's taxonomy places the organism in Eukaryota, Viridiplantae, Streptophyta, Magnoliopsida, Malvales, Malvaceae. The record is from RefSeq and is a predicted model, not a curated record.
AAUCAAUUUUUAGAUUUUUUUGUUUUUUUUUCUCCUCCUUAGUUAUGUCCAUGAGAAAGGGGAAAGUGAAAAGGGGCUAAGUUAGAAAAAUCAUAGCGGUGCCAAGUGAAGCGUGAAGACCUUGCUUUUACAGCGUUAGUCAAUUUUCUAUAGGUUUUCCUAGAUUUGGUUUGGGCAAGUAUUAACUAUUAAUAAGAAAUUAUAUAGUACAAUAGAAUCAUUGAGAUUAUCGACAUAUCCUGAAUCAGAUAUGAAGAUUAUGGUCAGAAACUGAUCGAAAAGAAAAAGUGGGAAAGACAAAUCUCACACUUUUGCUGGUAGUUGAAGUAAACUACUCCAGGCUAUGAAGCACAGCUGCAGCAUCAGCCAUAAAAGUACUAAAAGCUGUCAAGUACUUGUUCUGGUGUCCCUUAUAUUGAUACUUCCAUCCAAAUGGUUUAUCUGCAAAGGAGAUUUUAGACAUGUGGCAAGGUCCAUUUUCUUGUCAAGGUUUAGACCUCUAGGAAUCACGGAGGAAGAUGAGGAAGUUAAGCUACCACCUAAGGACUGUGAUCUCUUCACAGGGAACUGGGUUUUUGAUAAUAUAACUCAUCCUUUGUAUAAAGAAAAUGAAUGUAAGUUUCUCUCAGAACAAGUUACUUGCAUUAGAAAUGGAAGACAGGAUUCACUUUAUCAGAAUUGGAGAUGGCAACCCAGGGAUUGUUCUUUGCCCAAAUUCAAACCAAGGUUAUUGCUUGAAAAGCUUCGUGGAAAGAGGCUAAUGUUUGUGGGGGAUUCAUUAAACAGAAACCAGUGGGAAUCCAUGGUUUGUCUACUGCAAUCUGUUAUUUCUUCAGGAAAGAAGAGCCACAAAAAGUCAGGUUCUCUAGUUAUCUUCAGCAUUGAGGAGUACAAUACCACAGUAGAGUUCUUUUGGGCACCAUUUCUGGUUGAAUCUAAUUCAGACAAUCCAUGGAGUCACAGUAUAAAAGACCGUAUAAUCAUGCCUGAAUCAAUCAAGAACCGUGGAGAUGAUUGGAAGGGUGUAGAUUACUUGAUUUUUAACACAUAUAUUUGGUGGAUGAACACUAGAUACAUGAAAGUCCUACGAGGAUCAUUCGAUGCAGAUCCCAUUGAGUAUGAUGAAAUCGAACGGCCUAUAGCUUAUGGCAGAGUUCUGAAGACAUGGGCUAAGUGGAUUGAAGAAAAUGUUGAUUCCAAGUUAACUUCAGUCUAUUUCAUGAGCAUGUCCCCUCUUCAUAUCAAGAGUUUGGAUUGGAACAACCCGGAUGGAAUAAAGUGUGCCAAGGAGACUCUUCCAGUGAUGAGCAUGCCCACCCCACCAAAUGUUGGCACAGACCACAGGCUUUUCCUGAUAGUAGCCAAUGUGACUCAAUCCAUGAAAGUACCUGUCUACUUCCUCAACAUUACCAACCUCUCCGAGUAUAGAAAAGAUGCACAUACAUCUGUUUAUACCACCCGGCAAGGCCAAUUGCUGACGCCGGAGCAGCAGGCCGAUCCAGCUACAUAUGCAGACUGCAUACAUUGGUGCCUACCAGGGUUACCUGAUACUUGGAAUGAACUCCUUUAUACACACAUCAUUUCACAUUCUUGACGACCUACAAUUUCUUCUUUUUUAUUU